AAUCAUAAUCAUAGUGACCAGAACAUCAUCACCGUCCACCCUUAUUUGGCGACAGCUAAUAAUAUGGAUGAUGUGGGAAGAAGAGGAGGUGUUAAUUAUGAAGGGUGCUGGAGCUCAGCGAAGGUGUCAGUGAGCGUAUGCGGGGACGACGCACACAUCAGCGUUUGCUGUGAGGGGAAGAUAGGGCUGCUGUCGGCGAUUUGCUAUGUGAUGGAAAGGUACAAAAUAGAGGUGAUGUCUGCUCACGUUUCGUCUCCUCAUCGUCUUCGUAGCAUGCUCAUGAUUCAUGCCCGCGUGACAAGUGGAUAUGCAACUCAGUUUCCAGUGGAAGAAAUAUACAGGCAAGCCGCCGAAGAAAUUCUUCUGCUCUGCGGAUAACUAUUACCAGGCGCGCGCGGCCCUCAGUCUAUCUCUCUUCAUACAUUGCUCCGUGUUAUUUUCUUCUUCGCAUGACAUAUU
Molecule: messenger RNA, 459 nt
Organism: Cuscuta epithymum
Lineage: Eukaryota; Viridiplantae; Streptophyta; Magnoliopsida; Solanales; Convolvulaceae
Source: the annotation of a GenBank genome assembly